UUUUCACACCUUUAUUCCUCCAUUCCACCCACCGAUCUUCAUCCUCUCCCUCAGUCAUCUCCUUCUCUCUCUUCCUGUCCUUCCUUCGGCAGGGCACCCUGGCAAGCUGGGCUGCUUUUCUUGAUCGAUCUUCUCUUUCUGUCCCUGUCUCUCUCGCUCAUCAUCCAACAUCGUUUGCCCGAACACAUCCUCUCUUCUGCAACAUGGCUGCUCGGCCAAUAUCCUACAACGGCCAGCCCCCUGGCGCUCCUCCUCCUCGUCCAGGCAUGAUGUACCCUCCACAGUCCCAGCAGCAACUGCUCUACCGUCCACAACAACAGCAGCAGCAGCCGGUCCACCUCCAGCAUCAUCAGCCCAGGCCUAUCCAGCUACAGCAGCAAUACAUCCCCAUGCAGCCACAGAGGCCAGUAUACUCAACUCCUCAGCAGCAGUAUAUCCCUCAGCAUAUGCAGUUCCAACAGCAGCACCCCGUGGCCUCUCCUCGGCCCCAGUUUGUUCAACGGCAGCCGUUGAUGGUCGCGCCCUCACUACCAUCCAUGCCUCUCCCACAGUCACAGCCGACAACUCAAGCAAGACCUCCACCCUCCUAUAAUUCUAAUAUAACUACUUCUUCGGCAUUGCCUCCUGGAGCGUCUGUGGCAGGAGGGCAGUACGUCCUCCGGACGCCUUCCUUGGGAGCAGCACCCAGCGUCAGUCUGGCCAAUGGUGUUCGACCAGUCAUGGUUCACCCCCCAGGCGUGUUCACAGCAGGACCCCCAACCGUGAUCUCAUCCCCAGGACUGACAAGGAUGCCCGUAGCCAUCGCGGGGCCAAUGCGACCUAUCUUUAUCGGUACGUUUCAUGGAAAGGGACUCUGAUCCAAUUAAUUGGUCUCCAAAUGGUCCCUGUACCGUUUGUCCCUGCUGGUCCUCCAAGCAUCAUC
Molecule: messenger RNA, 922 nt
Organism: Gamsiella multidivaricata
Lineage: Eukaryota; Fungi; Mortierellomycota; Mortierellomycetes; Mortierellales; Mortierellaceae
Exons: 2
Coding region: 204-857 (217 amino acids)
Source: RefSeq, a predicted model, not a curated record